UUGUCCACUUCACAUCGAUCAGAUGCUCCGGCUUUGGGGGGGAAAAAGACACCACUCCAACCGAAGCUCUCGCUCUUUUUUACAACUUUCUCAUGUUGCACGAAACUCUGGGCCUGCGUUCAACGUGUCGCUUACAAUGUCGACAAACCGCCCUGACGCGUGUAUUUUUAUUAUUUUAAUUUUGCAUGCAAGUUAUGUGCGGCCGGUGAGCGGGAGGAAGCGUAUUUCUAAGUUGCGUGUUACAUAAUAGGAGUGGCAGGAGGAGGGGUGCUGCUGUUUCGGCUGAGACGUGCUGCCUUCAGGGACCCACCGCCUCUCUGGUAUUUGAGGGUCGUGCACAAAGGAACGAAACCAAACACUUUUACAUAACUUCCCGGCUAGCGUCCUUUUUUUUUCUAUGAAUGGGAGAACAGCUGGUGCUGAAAGUCAAAUAUUUUUAAGAGUUGAAGCUGAGCAGGAAGUGCAUGGCUGGAUUGUGUCCCCGAAGAGACAUGAUCAGCAGGACUCCUGUGGGACAGCCGGGCAUAAACAAGAGUUGCUGCUCACUCAGCCAACCAGGGUCCAGCAUGCCGAAGGAACAGCAACGCUGUUCGUAUGCCUCAUCCAGCAAGAAUGCUAAAAAUAAGAGCAACCGCGCAACUCUGCUGGCGACGCGCGACGCCAGAGACAAAGACGUCUCCGGUGGGACGUCCCUCCGGUGCAGUUCAGAAAAAGACUCCGGCUACUCUGACGGGCAGCAGACGGAUGUGGAGGACCAGGAAAAAAGCCAGCGAAGAGGAGGUGAGCGAGCAGAACCGGCGCAGACGAGACGAAAUGAAGGUCUUCGGCGCUGGAAUCCUGGAAAACCGAGCCCAACGCCAGAAGGCCGCGAGCUCCCGGCCGUCUACAUCAUCAAUAACAUGGUGAUUCAGCAGCCGGACGUGAUCCAGAACCGAGAUCAGCCGCCCCAGAGGAGCGUCGCCAUGGAGGACGGUGGUUCUGACGCUGCUCAUGUGAUCCUAGCGCCGGCCGCUCGUCAGCUCCACGGGUUGUUCCCGAGUUCCAUCAUCACCGGGAGGAAAAUGAAUGGCACUUACCGGGCCGCUCUCACCUCCUACCCACCCACUGCCCCACUAGCCAGCAAGACGGCGCCUGAUGCAACUCAAUCCAAUGACGAAUCACAGAAUCUGAGCGAGGGGGUGUACACGAAGCGCGAGGUGGAGGACACACCUGUGACCAGGAGUCCACUGGAGCGGCACCUCUGUGAGGCGUCUCCCGAUCGCCCGUCCUCCUCCAGUCCCACCACGGGCCCCUUAAGCCAAAGCCCCUCUGUCCUCAAAACCAGGGGCCCUCACAGAACCGCCUCCGCCAGAACCCGCCAGUUCCGGUUGCACAACGCGGCGGAAGUCCUGAGGCGGUCGGGUCUGUUGGACAUAACGCUGCGAACGAAGGAGCUGCUGCGGCAGAGCAACGCCACGGCGCGGGACCUGGCCGAGCUCCGCCGGCACACGGAGCUGCUGUGCCGGGCCGUCAGCGACCCCGGCGCGACCCCGGAGCAGCUGCACCGGGCCAUGGCCGAGUCGGGCAGCUACCCCCGGAUACAAAUCCUGAGAGGCUUUCAGAUCCCGGAUUCAAGCGACUCCGGGGUGCCGCGGACCCGUCCUCUGGAGGCCCGGCCGGCGGAGGAGGAGGAGGACGGCUUCGCGCUUCCCGACAGUUCCACCGGUUAGCGCCACCUGCAGGGCCUUCGGAGGCAGAGCGAGCACUCAGGGCUACUUUGGGGAUUUCAUGUGUGGCUUUAAUGGUUCAUCCCUGGCUACUUAAACUUUUUUUUUUUUUUACAGGGAUUACGCAAAAUAUCUCUCUGGGUCAACGAGAAGCCAACAAUCACUCGUGUUUAUUGUGUAUUUGAGUUUGUGUUUUGCUUCCAGUUGUCUGAUGUCUCAUCAGGUUUGAGAAAGCCUUUGCAUUGGUGUGUGUGUGUGUGUAUAUAUAUAUAUGCAAUGAAUGCAGUAUACCAAUGCACACGUCAUAGAACCAUUCAGACGUGCAGACGCUCUGCUUGUGAGCCACUACGUGGAAAAUAAUAGUUUUCCCCGGGAGUGAAUUUGCCUAAACUCAGGUGGGAAUAAUCCCGACCGCCUUACAUCAGCGAAAGGAGGGAGAUGCUUUCCUGGUAACCUGCACGAGGAAAAAAAAAAAGAAAACAACCCAGUGCCUUCAAAACGACGCAAGCCGAAGCUCAAAGGCUCCCAGAUUUAAAAAAAAAAAACUGCACUUUUUAGGAAAAGAAUGUAGCACUUAAAGUGCGCGCUGUGUGGUACCACAGAGUGGACUGGACCGUCUCCAGGACUUCUGUCCAAAGCCGUGCGCACUGAGCCUUACUCGUGUUCUGCAUCUCCAGGGCUCGUCAUUCUCACAUAUCAUCUUAACAAAACACAGCGCACAGCCUUCGAUCCAUUUCUCAUGUUUUCCAUAUAUGACGGACAGCUUUUCCAAAGUUUUUCAGUGUAAUUUUCAUAAUUUUGAGGUAUUUAAAUAAAACAAUCUGAGAAAUA
Molecule: messenger RNA, 2537 nt
Organism: Pungitius pungitius (ninespine stickleback)
Lineage: Eukaryota; Metazoa; Chordata; Actinopteri; Perciformes; Gasterosteidae
Exons: 4
Coding region: 465-1709 (414 amino acids)
Biological process (GO): negative regulation of circadian rhythm; negative regulation of DNA-templated transcription
Cellular component (GO): nucleus
Source: RefSeq, a predicted model, not a curated record